CUCAACCUCAAGGUAGGGUGUAAGCAUGGGAGAGGGCUGGAAACAGCAAACUGAGAAGCAGCAAGCCGCCUCAAAGGCCACCCAAACAAACUGCCCACUCACUUCCUUCCUGAGUCUUGGCCUCUGCGAGGAGGGGAAUGGGAGGGAGGGCAUACCUUAGUCCUGAAGGGGCAGCAAGGGAGUUAUCAUUCAGGGGACUCUGCCAUAAACAGCAGUGGGGAGAGAAUUGGAGGGAGGGAAAGAUGGGGGAGGGUAAGGGAGAGGGAAAAGUCUAAAACCUCCAAGACACAGGAGCUGGAGGCUGGGGGAUUCCCCAGACAGGGGCUCAGACUGGACCAGAUGCAGAGAACAAUGGGCUUGUAGGCUGGGAAGCAGGAAGGGAAGGGGGUAGGAGGCCACAUGGUCAGGCCCGGGAGAUCCUGGUACUUCAGGAGCCAAGGCCGGGAGCACUCCCAUGGGUCCCUGUGGGCAGGGACUGCCCCCAGGCCAGUGCCAGAGUCAGCCACAGGUGGGCGGAGCUGUGCAGAUCCUAACCCCCUCCACUAACAAUAACGUCAUUACCUGUGCUUCAGGCCAAGCGUAGGCCCUGCGUGCAUUAUUUCAUUUCAUCCUCACAGUUUCCUGCUGCAGGGCUACUAUUCUUAUUCCCUUUCACACUCUUAAAAGGGAGUGGAAACCCAGACAGGCCCGGUGACUUGUUCCACAUGACCCAGCUGGUAAGCUGCAGAGUCAGAAUUUGAACCCAGGCAGUUUGACUCUAAUGGCCACUCUCAUAAUCACAGGUGUUUCUCAUGCGACAAAAACGGGUGAUCAGGACAGAGUCAACAUUAAAGAUAGAUGAGCGUAGGGAAUAGAUCAGAAUGGGAAAGGGAUAAUGGGGAGACGCCGGACACAAAGAGACAAGGAAGGGAAGAGACAGGGAUCAUGGUGUUGCCCAGGAGGGGCCUCAGGCCCUGGGCGACAGGCAGGGGCUCCGUUUCCCUCAGCGGUCACCUCGCUGCAGGGACAACACCUUCCCAUCCGCCUGGUCCCCGGAGUCCCUGCCGCAUCCUCCUCAGCAGCAAGCCCCUGGCCUUCACAGGAAGCGUGCUCUCUUUCUCUAAUUGGCAUUGAAACACACAGCCCUCCCUUUUCCUGUAGGUGGGGUUUCCAUAGGAAAAAGCUGCUUCUCUGUUUCCCCCGCAUAGCAACUGUUUGGAAGUUAGAUCCCUACAUCCUGCUCGACUGGGUCAAGUCCCUCUUGGCCUGGCUCUUGCCCAUCGUUGGCUCUACUGGACCAACGGGUACCGCUGGCGAGCUUACUUCAUCGGUGCAGAGACCUCUAGGAUCUCUUCAGAUGAAAAUGGCCUGGCCUGGGAAUCCUGCUCGUUCUAUCAUCAUCUAAUUAUGGGACAAGGCUGUGCCAGCAGGUCUGGGGGCAGGAGAACAGGGCUAGUCAAGCCCCCCCCAGAAACACUGGAGGACUUCCCAGCCUUUGAAGAACUCUAGCAGUUUCUGAAUCGAACCCAUUCUGGCGGUAAGCAUGAUGCAACUUCUGCGACUUUUGCUGGGGCUUUUGGGGCCAGGUGGCUACUUGUUCCUUUCAGGGGAUUGUCAGGAGGUGGCCACUCUCACCGUGAAAUACCAAGUGUCAGAGGAAGUGCCAUCUGGCACGGUGAUAGGGAAGCUGUCCCAGGCACUGGGCUGGGAGGAGAGGCAGGGGCAAGUGGGCGCUGCUUUCCAGGUCCUGCAGCUACCUCAGGAGCUCCCCAUCCAGGUGGACUCUGAAGACGGCUUGCUCCGCACAGUGAGGCGGCUGGACCGAGAGCAGCUUUGCCGGCAGCGGGAUCCCUGCCUGGUUGCCUUUGACGUGCUUGCCUCAGGGCAUUUGGCUCUGAUCCACGUGGAGAUCCAGGUGCUGGAUAUCAAUGAUCACCAGCCACAGUUUCCCAAAGGCAGGCAGGAGCUGGAAAUCUCUGAGAGUGCUUCUCUCAGCACCCGGAUCCCCCUGGACAGAGCUUUGGACCCGGACACUGGCCCCAACACCCUGCACUCCUAUUCCCUAUCACCCAGUGAGCACUUUGCCCUGGAUGUCAUCGUGGGGCCUGAUGAGACCAAACACGCGGAGCUGGUGGUGGUGAAGGAGCUGGACCGGGAAAUCCACUCGUUUUUUGAUCUGGUGUUAACUGCCUAUGACAGUGGGAACCCCCCCAAGUCAGGCACCAGCCUGAUCAAAGUCAACGUCCUGGACUCCAACGACAACAGCCCUGUGUUUGCUGAGAGCUCCCUGGCGCUAGAGAUCCAAGAAGAUGCUGCCCCUGGUACUCUCCUCAUAAACUUGACUGCCACAGACCCCGACCAAGGCCCCAACGGGGAGGUGGAGUUCUUCUUCAGCAAGCACGUGCCUCCAGAGGUGCUGGACACCUUCAGCAUCGAUGCCAAAACCGGCCAGGUGAUUCUGCGUCAACCCCUCGACUAUGAGAAGAAUCCUGCCUAUGAGGUGGAUGUCCAAGCCAGGGACCUGGGUCCCAAUCCCAUCCCAGCCCAUUGCAAAGUCCUCAUCAAGGUUCUGGAUGUCAACGACAAUGCCCCAAGCAUUCACAUCACAUGGGCCUCCCAGCCGCUGCUAGUGUCAGAAGCUCUUCCCAAGGACAGUUUCAUUGCUCUCAUCAUGGCGAACGACUUGGACUCAGGAAACAAUGGUCUGGUCCACUGUUGGCUGAGCCAAGAGCUGGGCCACUUCCGGCUGAAAAGGACCAAUGGCAACACGUACAUGCUGCUAACCAACGCCACGCUGGACAGAGAGCAGUGGCCCAGAUAUAGCCUCACCCUGUUGGCCCAAGACCAAGGACCCCAGCCCUUAUCGGCCGAGAAACAGCUCAGCAUUCACAUCAGUGAUGUCAACGACAAUGCACCUGUGUUUGAGAAGAGCCGGUAUGAGGUCUCCACUAGGGAAAACAACCUACCCUCUCUUCACCUCAUCACCAUCAAAGCUCAUGAUGCGGACUUGGGCGUUAAUGGACAAAUCUCAUACCGCAUCCAGGGCUCCCCAGUUUCUCACUUGGUAGCCAUUGCCGCAGACACAGGAGAGGUCACUGCUCAGAGGUCACUGGACUACGAACAGAUGGCCGGCUUUGAGUUCCAUGUGGUCGCAGAGGACAGGGGACAGCCCCAGCUCUCAUCCAGCAUCUCUGUGUGGGUCACCCUCCUGGAUGCCAACGAUAAUGCCCCAGAGGUGAUUCAUCCCCUACUCAGCGAUGGAAAAGCCAGCCUCUCAGUGCUUGUAAAUGCCUCCACAGGCCACCUUCUGGUGCCCAUUGAUACUCCCAAUGCCCCGGGUCUGGCGGGCACUGACAUGGCACCACGGGCCACCCACAGCUCCCAGCCAUUCCUUUUGGUGACCAUUGUAGCGAGAGACGCAGACUCAGGGGCAAAUGGAGAGGUGUUCUACCGCAUUCGGAGUGGGAAUGAAGCCCGCCUCUUUGUCCUCAGCCCCCACCUGGGGCAGCUGUUCAUCAACAUCACCAAUGCCAGCAGCCUCAUUGGGAGGGAGUGGGAGCUGGAGAUAGUGGUAGAAGACUGUGGCAGCCCCUCCUUGCAGACCCAAGCCCUGUUGAGGAUCUUGUUCGUCACCAGUGUCGACCACCUGAAGGACUCCGCCCGUGAUCCUGGGGCCCUCAGCCCAUCAGUGCUGACGGUGAUUUGCCUGGUCGUCCUGCUGGCCAUCUUUGGGUUGAUCUUGGCUCUGAUCAUGUCCAUAUGCCGGACGGAGAAGAGGGACAACAGGGCCUAUAACUGUAGGGAGGCUGAGUCCACCUACCGCAACCAGCCCAAGAGACCUCAGAAACACAUUCAGAAGGCAGACAUCCACCUCGUGCCCGUGCUCAGAGGCCAGGUGGACGAGCCUGGUGAAGUGGGGCAGCCCCUCAAGGAUGUGAGCAAGGAAGCGAUGAUGGAAGCAGGCUGGGACCCCUGCCUGCAGGCUCCCUUUCACCUCACACCCACCCUGUACAGGACCCUUCGUAACCAAGGCAACCAGGGGGCCCUGGCUGAGAGCCGAGAGGUGCUGCAGGACACAGUCAACCUCCUUUUCAACCAUCCCAGGCAGAGGAACGCUUCCCGGGAGAACCUGAACCUUCCUGAGCCCCAGCCUGCACUGGGCCAGGCCCGCUCGAGGCCCCUGAAGGUGGCAGGCAGCCCCACAGGGAAGCCCCCUGGAGACCAGGGCAGUGAGGAAGCCCCGUUUAGCUCACCAGCCUCCUCUGCAACCCUGAGGCGGCAGCGGAAUCUCAAUGGCAAAGUGGCCGCUGAAAAAGAAUCAGGCCCCCGUCAGAUCCUGCGGAGCCUGGUCCGGCUGUCCGUGGCUGCCUUCGCGGAGCGGAACCCCAUAGAGGAGCUCACUGUGGAUUCAUCUCCUGUUCAGCAAAUCUCCCAGCUGCUGUCCUUGCUGCAUCAGGGCCAAUUCCAGCCCAAACCAAACCACCGGGGAAAUAAAUACUCGGCCAAGUCCUGCGGAGGCAGGAGUGUAAUCCCAGACACAGAUGGCCCCGGGGCUAGGGCUGGUGGCCAGGCAGAACCAGACCAGGACGAAGGACCCUUGGACCUUGAAGAGGACCUCUCUGUGAAGCAGCUGCUAGAAGAAGAGCUGUCAAGCCUGCUGGACCCCCACAAAGGCCUGGCCCUGGACCGACUAAGCGCCCCAGACCCGGCUUGGAUGGCCAGGCUCUCUUUGCCCCUUGCCACCAACUACCGUGACAACGUGUUCUCCCCGGACACUGCGGCCUUAGAGGAGCCGAGGACCUUCCAGACGUUUGGCAAGGGGUCGGGGCCAGAGCUGAGCCCGACAGGCACACGGCUGGCCAGCACCUUCCUCUCGGAGAUGAGCUCGCUGUUGGAGAUGCUGCUGGAGCCGCGGGCCAGUGUGCCCGUGGAGGCUGCCUCCGAAGUGCUGCGGCGGCUCUCGGUCUGCGGGAGGACCCUCAGUCUAGACCUGGCCACCAGUGGGGCCACAGGCACGGAUGUCCAGGGGGACCCAAGUGGAAAGAAGGGGACUGAGGGUAGGACCAGGACCAGCAGCAGCAACAGCAGGGGCCUUUGGAUCCAGGAACCAGGGGCCCCGGGAGAUGUUAGGGAGUCCCGGCCCUGAGGGCCCUCGGACAUGUUCUGGUUUCUAAUAUUGUUGAACUCACUGAGCAGAAGUGGCUCGAGAACUUUAGGGUGACUGAUGUUGCCCCACGGAGGGGACAGGAACCCAAGGGCUAACAGCUGGCUGACCAAAGCAGCCCCUUGUUAGGAGCUAGCUCUGCCUCUGAAUUUCCUGGAGGAUGGAGAAUGACUGGCUGAGAUAAGUGUUUGCUGGCAAAACACAGGUAGAGCACAGAGGGCUGGUCCUCGGGCAGAACAGACGCCACGGAGUGUCUGUCAUGAGCAGGAAAGAAUAGCCUUGUUGCAUCCUGGAGGGUGGGGGGCUGCAUCCUGGGGUGCCAGGCAAAGCUCUCCGACCUUCUAAUAAAGGAAAAGCAGUGGCUUGUUCGCCUGUUUACACCCCUCAGGAGGGAUGAGUAACAGAGUGAUAGUUCUUCGUCCUCCAGUCCCUGUCAAGCGGGUCAGGCUGGGCCUGGACAGGAACGGGGCACGUUUGGUGCAGUGUUAGGUACGUAACGAAGGACAUGUGUACUCUUGACCCUACUCCUCCAGUGCUGCAUUAUCAAAUAAUCUGCUUCUCAGCUGGAAAAUUAGGGCUAUGAAAAGCGUGACUAUUUAUAGAGCAUUUACAUGAGCCAGGCACCAGGCUUACAAUAGAAUUUAAUUAAUAAUUUCUCGACAACCCUGAGAGGGAGGUGUUAUUAUCCCCAUCUCACAGACAAGGAUAUGAGCCGUGGAGAGGCUGGGUGUCUUGCCCAAGAUCAAGCAGAGAGCAGAGGCAGUGCUAGUACUCGGAGCCACGUUUGUCCAACACCAAAACCCAUGCCCUUGACCUUGACACUACACUGCCAGACAAGGAAAGGAACGGAAAAGCCCCCAGGAGUGAGCUCUUGUCGGUAGCGGACUUGCCUGAGCUCCCCUCCAGAAACAUGGCUGAAGCGUAUUUCCAAAGCCGCGUAGGCCUGCACGUCUAACCACCAAGCCCAGAGCGAAGGGGAUUGAUCUGACCUGACGCAGGCCUGGGCCUCUGCAGAAUCCUGUCCUUUCGCAGGGAGCAGCCCUUCAGGUACAGACAUCAUCUUCUCAGAAACCAACACUCGUAGGGAAAUCUUUGUCACAGCAGGUUUGGGCCUGUGAAUUCAGGCGCCUGAGGAGAGUGUGUGAACCGGCUCCAUGAAAUCGACAGUGACAGCAGCAGACCUUCCAGGGGAGGAGGGAGUGAAGAAACAGCAAAUAUCUUCCCAAGGCUCAGCCUUAUCAUUUUCUUGGAAAUUUCCAAGCUAUCAUUCAGCUAGCUUCUCCAUAGCGUGGGGAUUUCCUGGACACUGAAGGCAAAAAUUCCUCCUUUUCCUCCUUUGGAGCUCAGGGCUCACGUUCAUUGUCCUUCAUCCUCCUAACUAGGGCUCAUGAUGCCAAGCAUACUGAGAAUACAGUGUGGCAUCAGUAUUCCAUUGUCCUAUUUUACAGAUGAGGAAACUGAGCCCCAAAAGCUAAGUGUUUCAGGAGCAGGGUCUCUGAUCACCUCGGCCAAGACAGAGUGAUCUCCUUACAAAAUCUCCUUACAGUCUGACCAGCCAGGUGCCCGGCACAAAGCAACAUAUGAUGAAUACCCACUGAAUGAAUGAAUGAAAGAAAUAAAAAUGCUUCAGAGCUCCCUUUUAUCUAUAUUGGAGCUCCAGAUAAAGCUCUACUAGGACCAAAAAAAAGGUUCCAUAUGUAAAAGCAAGCCUGAAAACCACAGCACAGACAGGCUGGCCUCCCAUUUACCAGUGGCUCCUCAGUACAGAGCUGAUGUUGGGAGGGUGGACAGAAGAGGUGGGGGAGCGGUGACCUGAGGAACCUUGAAGCAUGGUUGGCAACUAGAGCAUUGGAUAUACUGGAUCACUGCCUCCUUCCUGUUCAAAAGUCCUAAAUCUGUAGACCUUGGACCUCACCCCCACUUCCCUAAAUUCUAGGCAAAACUUUGUGUAUAGGCAUUUUCCUAAGUAGAAGACAAACAAAGUUCUCAUCAGAUUCUCAAAGGAACAGGUGACCUAUAAAAGGUUAUGCGGCACUGCUCUAAGUCACGAUCUAAACCUCCACAGACAAGGGUAAUUUUGGUUAUCAGGAGUCUGAACAUUUUAUAGCAAGGAAAUGGCAGGACAGAAAAGGCUGACUGGCCCAAAGUCACGUGGCCGGUUUGUGGCAGGGCUGGGAUUUAGGAUGAAGUUCGUUCUAAUAUAUCAAGGGUUCUUAACCUGGGACCCGUGGGUGGGCUUUAGGAUCUAUGAACCUGCUGAAUUGCUCAUAAGAUUGGGAAGUGCAUUUUGCUACGGGAAGGAGUCAGUGCUUUCAUCAGAUUCUCAGAGGGCCUGGGACCUAAGUAAGGUUAAGGACCACGGCAGUCCUCUAGUUGGUCCUCAGUUUGCCUCUCCUGCAAAGCCUGGAGAACUCCUGAGUAGAGCUAUUCUGAGGCACCAGCCUUUGCUCAGGGCAGGGGUGUAGGCACUGAGGGUUGUACUCUCGCCUGCACCAUGUGACGCCCUCCUAGCACGCUAAUACCAGACAGUAUAUGUGGGGACAGAACUGAGUGGGCUGAACAGGAAGGUCACAGAAACUUGUGGACGCCAGCUGAGAUGUCAAAGCUGAGACUGGACAUGCUCAGAACAGUUUCCCAAGAUGGGCUCUGUCCCCUGGGAGACUGAGGGAGCAGGCGAGCCAGCGAGCACUCAGUUAAAAGUCGUCUUAAUUUGGAAAGUGCAGUUUUUUAUCAACAGUCAGCUGAUCUCCAGCACCAGGAGUGGAAUGCAGUGCUCACUCUGAGCCUGGGGCAGCUCAGAGAUUGACGGGUGGCCUCCCUUCCCUGCCUGUCACCUGACUUCAGCUUGGUAGCUCACUGACCCUACCUCUUCUGGCUGAAACAAGAGUGAGAUGGUAACCACCACCCUUGGGAGGCUGGGGAGAACCACAUCUCAAAAAGGAGAAGACAGGAGUGGAGAGGCUCAGCUGGGCACGGAAAGUGUUCCUAGAAAAUAGGUCGGCAUUUUUCAGCCCUACUAAGUAUUGGGUACACGGUAGUGGGUAAGGCAAGGAGGGAGGCAUGAUCAGAAACACUCAGUCAACAAACAUUUUGUAUCUGUUGAGGAAUUACUAUGCAUCAAAAUCAGUACUGGAGGGGGUGUUAUAUAGAAUCAAUCCCUUCAACAAAUAUUUUAAGCACCUACUAGGUGUGGGGUAGGCUUGAUGUUGGGUGGAGAAGGGGCAAUGCAUAGAAUUACUCAUUCACUGAUAAAUGUUUAAUGAGCAUUGUAUUAACACAAA
Messenger RNA from Myotis davidii, 8424 nucleotides. It is a transcript of the gene PCDH12, whose product is annotated as protocadherin 12. The coding region runs from base 1523 to 5125 and encodes 1200 amino acids. Lineage: Eukaryota; Metazoa; Chordata; Mammalia; Chiroptera; Vespertilionidae. Gene Ontology annotation, cellular component: plasma membrane. Gene Ontology annotation, biological process: homophilic cell-cell adhesion. Gene Ontology annotation, molecular function: calcium ion binding. The record is from RefSeq and is a predicted model, not a curated record. The transcript is spliced from 4 exons.